AUGAAUGAAAUUUUAGUUAUUAAAAAAUAUUAUUCAUAUAUAGUUACACUGACUGAUAUAAAUUUUAAUUUAUAUAAUGUACCAUCAUUAUUACGUUGUGAAAAAAAUGGACCGCUGUAUUAUUUUAAUAGAUUUCCAAGUGAUGAAGAAUUUGAUAAGAUUUUAAAGACAAGAAAUAUUCCAUGUGAUUUAUCAUUAACACGAACUUAUCAUCGUGCUAUUAUUUCAAUAGAUAAAUUAGAUUUAUUAUGUGAACAUUUUAAUAAAACACAACAUGCCAAUGAAUUUCUUUUUUUUUCAACAAAAUGUUCUGUUGAUUUAUGUAAAAGAUUUCUACCAUCAUCAACAAUAAUUAUUACUGAAUUUGAGAAAGGAAAUGUAAAUAUAGAACGAAUAGAUGUAGUUAUUCAGAUUAAUUAUUCGACUCAACUAAUUAUUGGUCAAUUAACCAAUUAUUAUCCAUCUGAAACUGAAGAUCCAUUAGAUCAUAAUAUGAUUUAUCGAGCUGUUCAAGAAUUUCAACAAGCAAAUCCAACAGCAGAUCGUAUCUUAUUAAGAAAAUUUGAUCUGAAUCUAGAUAAUUCUUCGUUAUCAUUAAAUCAAACUAAUAUUGAUCCAUCCAAAACUUCUACAUCUAUAUUAUUGAUUUUCAUUUGUUCAAUAAGUAUUUGUGGAAUUUAUUAUUGUUGUAAAAAUAAAUCGACUAAUCAAUUAACAAACAAUACUAAUCGAUCAUCUAAAGAAUCUCAAGAUUCACAAGAAACAUUAGAAGACAUCUACAUUGACUGA
This is a messenger RNA of Adineta steineri, 789 nucleotides long. NCBI's taxonomy places the organism in Eukaryota, Metazoa, Rotifera, Eurotatoria, Adinetida, Adinetidae. The record is from the annotation of a GenBank genome assembly.